Messenger RNA from Pangasianodon hypophthalmus (striped catfish), 3348 nucleotides. RefSeq names its product reticulophagy regulator family member 2 (gene retreg2). NCBI's taxonomy places the organism in Eukaryota, Metazoa, Chordata, Actinopteri, Siluriformes, Pangasiidae. The coding region runs from base 130 to 1698 and encodes 522 amino acids. The record is from RefSeq and is a predicted model, not a curated record. The transcript has 8 exons.
GGACACUGUAGAGCCGCGUGACCUGGCAGCGACGCAGCGCUUCAUAACACAAAAGCCGAGAGAGAGAGAGAGAGAGAGAAAGAGAGAGAGAGAGAGAGAGAAAGAAAGAGAGGAGGAAAAGAAAGGAAAAUGGCGAGCGGGGAGGAGGCCGCGCGCCCGUCCGUCCCGUCCUCCUCCUCCUCCUCGGGCAGUGCGGUGGGGCUCGAGGCGCUGUUCCCGGCCGCGUGCUCGGAGCGGAGCGACAGCCCCGAGCUGCUGAGGCUCCGGCGGCGGCUGCAGCGGUGGCUCGCGCCCCACGAGCGCGCGCUGCUGUGCGCGCAGAGACUGCUGGUGUGGGAGAGGCCCGUGCACAGCGCCGUGGCCGCGCUCGCGCUCAACACCGCCUUCUGGCUGUUGUCGUCUACUUCUUUGCGUCCUCUGUUUCUCAUCGGUGCGUCCCUGCUCGCCUUCACCCUGUUGGACAGAUGGAAGGACAAGCUGCCUCAGAUCGCUGUUCUCUACGCAGAGGCACCCGGGAUAGAACGAGAGAGCAUGAGCGUCCACCCGAGGCUGCUGAGCGUGGCCGAGCUGAGCCACCACCUCGCCGAGAGCUACCUGACCUGCAGCCUCUACGUCCAGGAGAUGCUUCAGUACAAACGCCAGAAUCACGGCAAGUUCUGUGUGGUGACGUGUUCAGGAUGCCUGCUGCUGGCCGUGGUUGGACACUACAUCCCCGGAAUCAUGAUCUCCUACAUUAUUUUGCUGAGCGUCUUGCUCUGGCCUCUGGUCGUGUACCAUGAGCUGAUCCAGAAGAUGUACACGGGAUUGGAGCCGAUCCUGAUGAAGCUGGACUACAGCAUGAAGGGAGACACGCAGCACCGCAAACACGACAAGAGAAAGGUGAAGAAGGAGCAGGAAGAAGGAGAUGAGCCGAGGGCAGAGACGGAGAGCGAGAGCGAGGAGGAGCUCUCCUGCUUCGCCCCCACUGUGGACGUGAAGACCACGGCGUUGGCGAUGGCCAUCACAGACUCGGAGCUCUCUGACGAGGAAGCGUCCAUCCUCGAGAGCGGAGGAUUCUCCGUGUCCAGAGCCACCACGCCACAACUCACAGACGUUUCAGAAGAUUUGGACCAGCAGAGCGUGCACAGUGAACCGGAGGAAAGCUUUUCCAGGGAUCUCCCAGAAUUCCCCUCGGUGGAGGAGUUCCCGUCCAUCGAGCCCGGACUCUUUCACUUUCCCCUUGGUGCCCAAGAGGAGUCUCAAAGCCCGGCCAGCUUGUUCAUCCAGCGCCUCACCUCGCCGCUGCACUUCGUCAACACGCACUUCAACGGACAAGGACAAGGCCGCGGCGCACCGAGCGAGCCGGAGGCGUCGCCUCGCACCCUGGAGGCCCUGAGCCAGGAGAUCGUGAGCACCGCCAUCUCCACCGUGGUGCAGAACACCCUCGAGGCCCUGCUGAGCUCCUCGGAGGCGGCAGAGGCGCCCGGCGUUGCCGAGUUCCUUCCUUCCGAAACGCCACCGUGUCCUACAGAGUCGCCUCUCGACGAAGCGGACAGAACCGGCGAGGACACGACGCUCGUUCCGCCAGAGGACGAGGACUUCGAGCUUCUGGACCAAAGCGAACUGGAGCACAUGGACGACGGGCUCGGGUCAGGGUUUGACGGACAGGUGACUCCGACAGACGCGCCGUCUAGCGACCAGCAACCACAGGAGUCCUAGCUUGUUCCGUAUCCACGUAGCGAACUGCCCCGUUUAUUUAUAGCGUAGAUACGUUCCACACACUGAAGGCUCUCUGUCAUCAGUCGCUGUUUUUGAUUGCGCUGAGAUCUCACUGUGACGGAUUUCACGCUUCGGAAUGUGAGCUUUGUUCUCGAGUGAGAAAGGGAGAACGCUGAGCGACGGGAAGUUUUGGCGCCUUCACAUCCAAUACGUAUAAAUAUAUGGAUUGAUGGCGUCGCGUUUGAGGCUCAGCGCUCUGGUGAAGAAAAAAAAAAUCUUUACAGGUAUCACUUGAGAUCUUGAAGGAAAAAUCGACCCUGAAUAACUUUUAUUCAGAUUUCGUUUUUUUUUAUUUUAAACUCUUAGACACAUUGGGCCGUUCCGCUGAUAGUGAGCGGCCAUUUUGAUUUCGACGUCGCUCCCUGAACUCGGCGUCGGGGGACGUUUCCUAGUCGGAGGUUGUAAAUUCUGAAUUACAAUUCUGAGUUUUAGUCGAAAGCAGCUAGAGAUAGCGAUGCGGCGGCGCUUUAGUCUUUUUAGCCCUGUCCAUCUCUCUCAUCCGUUCACUCUGUCCAAACCGAUCAGCUUCUAAAGAUCCGCAUCGCGCUCGUCACGUUGUAGAUCGCUAACUAGCCGAGCCGAAUUUGAGUCUAGCGUUCACUCGGACGCCUCCGCGAUCGUACGUUGAAUUUCUCAUUAAUACGACGUUUAAUUUCUCUGGAAAAAAGUGACAAAAGAAGCUCUUGCGCUUUGGUUUUUAGGCGCUAACCUAAAAACCAAACCUUACGCGAGGUCACUGAAUUUACAAGUUUCGCUGAAGUCUGUUAUAACUGUUUAUCAGCAAAUAAAAAUGAGCAUCGAUAAACACAUGACACAUAUUUCAGUAUAAACAUGUUUCAGGGUGGAGUUUUCCUUUAAGAUGAAACUCAAAGGCCAUAAUAUCGAUCCAGUAUGAUAUCCUGCUUACUGAAACGAAUCUUUACGAAAUUUCUGUACGUUUUUUUUUUUCUUUUCCAGACUUGCUUUAUCCUUUUAAUGAAAGGCAUUUCUUUCUUUUUUUUCUCUCUCUCUCUCUUCUGCCACUCACAAAUAGUGAUAACGACGAUGAUAAUGAAAUCUCCACAGAAAGAAUUUCACUAAGCAGGAUUUCUCAGCCGAACCUGUAGAUCGUUCUCUUCUUCAGUUAUUAAGAAAAUCCUGUUUUGGGAGAUUUCGCAUACCGUCAUAUCGUCAGACAGCUACAAAAAUAAAUAUUCAUAAAGAAGGGAGUAAUCCUCGUGUGAGCAUUAAACAUCCUGCUGUAAAAAAAAAACAAAUAAACAAAAAAAAAAAACAAGGGAUAACAAUGUUUUAUUAGUGUGUAGAUUCACAAAUCCUUAACCGAGAGACCUAAGCACUCAAAGAUUAUACUAGUGUAACUUUAAAGAGAUGUUUUAUCGUUUAUAGUUCUGUUAAUAUUAAUAUAAAAUAUAUAAAAUAUAUAUAUAUUGUGUGUACGUCUGUGUCUUCUUGGGGGUCGGGGACUUUUUAUUUAUCCAUAUCGCUCAGUCAUGACGUAAUACUGUACAACUUGAUGUAUGCCUUGCUCAGUUUGCAAUUAUUUGAUUUCUACAGGAUGUUGUGUUCUAUUAAAUCCAGUUUGGCAUCUUG